AGUCGAGCAGUCAGAGUCGUGAGUUGUCAAUUUUGGAGUGGUGAGUCAGUAUUGAGCACAAAAGUUGCAGUGACGACGUGCGUGCUCCACUAAGCGUCGAUGGUACGAGAACUUCGUGCGAGCGCACACAAAUUCCCCUUCCCUCACCACCACCCUGUCCUCGCAAAUCCCAUCAUAACCCCCCUUUUGCAAGACAUUUGACGCAUUCGCACUACUAUUGCACAAAAUGGCUACGCACGACCCCACUGCACAAAAGGCGUCCAGCCAUGCUCAGCUGAACCCUUCGCAGAAAUGGGACGAGGUUCAAAAAUUCAUCAAGGAGGUGCCCACCAGCAUGCUCGUAUCCAACAGUCCUGACGGAAAGCUGGCGAGCAGGGCCAUGAACGCGGCCACUGUCGAAGGCGGCAUCUUUCACUUUUUCACCAACGUCGAGUCAGGCAAAACGAACGACUUGGAAAACUCUCCCCAGGUCAACGUGUCCUACCUGAACCCCAAGGAUGGCUCCUGGGUAUCGGUGAGCGGUACGGCUCGAGUGAACACGGACAGGGAGAAGAUCAAGAAGCAUUGGCAUCCUUCCUUGUCCGCUUGGUUCAACAAGAAGGACGACAAGCACGAUGGAACGGCCAAUGACCCUCGCGUAGGCUUCAUCGAGGUUCAUCCUGAUGAGAUUAGGUACUUCAAGUCCGACGGUGCACUCAAGACUGCAAUCGAUGCGGCAAAAGCAGCUCUUACCGGAGGCGUGGCAGCACCUGGCAGCUUGAUCAUCAUCACUCAGGAGGAGCUCAAGGUUCUCGCGGACCACUUCCACAAGUAAAUGUACGCGAACAAGACGAGUUCAAUAAACGCAAUGGAGAUCAAAUAAUGUGAAUGUACCUUCAUUUACCCAAUGCUUUUUGUCUCUCCAUACGGCACCAAGACGUAGUAACGAGUCGCGAUCAGCCGCCAUGGUGACGAUAGGAUCAGACUCUGGGUUGCAUUUUGCACUUGUUGGCUAUUUGCCUUUUUUUUUUCUGCUUGGCCAUUUCGAUGGUAUCUGAUCUUUACAAUACAUCAAGCACAUCUGCAUUGUCCUUCCAAGGA
Molecule: messenger RNA, 1080 nt
Organism: Ceraceosorus guamensis
Lineage: Eukaryota; Fungi; Basidiomycota; Exobasidiomycetes; Ceraceosorales; Ceraceosoraceae
Exons: 4
Coding region: 227-814 (195 amino acids)
Source: RefSeq, a predicted model, not a curated record